CUUUCUGUGGAACCAGUUUUAAGCUGCUUCCCUUUUCAUAAGGCAAUUUAUGCAGUAGAUCUGCAGAGUUUUCUCCAGUUUUUUAAAAGACGCCGAGAGAAAGUAGAAAUGUCCGCAGAGGAUGCUCCCCUGGCCAGAGGAAGCCUGGCAGGCAGUGAUGAGGUGCUGGUUGGCCACGCAGAACCAAGGAGGGGCUCCAACACCCGUGCUCUUAAGAUCGCCGGCCUGACCACGCUCGCAUGUCUGCUGUUGGCCAGCCAGGUCUUCACUGCCUACAUGGUGUUCGAUCAGAAGCAGCAGAUCCACACGCUUCAGAAGAGCUCGGAGAGGAUGGGCAAACAGAUGACGCGCUCCUCCGGGGGUGUGGCUCCUGCAAGAAUGGCCAUGCCAAUGAACAGCCUGCCUCUGAUGAUGGACUUCACUGAUGAUGACGACAAGACAUCUAAGACACCCUUGACAAAACUGCAGGACACUGCUGUUGUCAGUGUGGAGAAACAGCUGAGGGAUCUCAUGCAGGACGUGAGUCUGCCGCAGUUCAACGAGACCUUCCUGGCCAACCUGCAGAGCCUGAAGCAGCAGAUCAACGAGACCGAGUGGAAGACCUUCGAGUCCUGGAUGCGUUAUUGGCUGAUCUUCCAGAUGGCCCAGACGCAGCCUCCAUCCCCAACUCCUCUGCCAGCCUACAUGAUCAAGACCAAAUGCCAGCUGGAGUCAGCACCCGGAGCUGGCAAGAUCGGUGCAUACAAGCCUCAGUGCGAUCAGCAGGGCCGCUACAAGCCUGUGCAGUGCUGGCACGCCACCGGCUUCUGCUGGUGUGUGGACGAGACCGGCAACCCCAUCGAGGGCACUUCCAUCCGAGGCCGCCCUGACUGCCCCCACGGCGGAGUUCCCCGUCGCAUGAUGAUGGCCCCCAGGGUGAUGCAGAAGACCUUCCUCCCUGAUGAUCAGUGAAUCAAAUGAGACAAAGCGUGAAACAAGGGAUUUCUUCUCAUUCCCCAGUUUUUGCAAAAAUGUGAAACUGGCUCCUUUAAACGUGAUGCUUAUAUGCUUAUCGGCCAAUUGCAGCAGUUUAAAUUGCACAUGAACUACUUCUCUAUAUAAUCUCUUGGUUUUAAUACUUUUCUUGGCUGCUUGAAUCAAUCAUUAGAGGCCUGUUACACUCCAGUGCUUUUGUUGUCUUUAAUUCUGUUCUUAACAACGUAUAUAUUUUGGGUGUUUUGGUUUAAUUGAUAUCGAGGGUAUUGAACUAUGUGAAGUUUUGCCUGUUUGUUUCCCAGGAAUGCGUAAAAGGCCGGUUCAUUCAAAUGAAUAAGACUAGAGGUAGUUUUGUCUGUUGGGCUGUUUGUCAUGUAGAUUUCUGACUCCGGUCCAACGGAACGGAAUGGGACGUUUGUUUAUGGUGCAUACAGCUUUAAAAAUUGACAUCUUAAUCUCUUUGAAGAAACAACGUCUCCUGUCACUUUAAGAAAUCCAAAAACCUCACUCAGGUCAGUUUUCUUCCCCAGAAGUUCAGGUAAAAUAGCUGACCGUGAGGGCCAUGGAUUAUUCAGAGCGCAGGAGAUUCUGGUUCUUGAAAGAUGUGCUGCGGUUCAUUUUUUUCAAGCACCAGAAUUCAACUUGCUGUGAAAGCUGAAUGUUUGAUUUUAAUAAUUUGAGUGAACCUAUCUUUUAAAAGGUAUGAAGAAUAUAUGAGGAAGUGGUAAUUUUUUGACAGUGGAUGUGUUAAGGAGAUUAAUAAAGUUUUUCCAACAA
Messenger RNA from Cololabis saira (Pacific saury), 1752 nucleotides. RefSeq names its product CD74 molecule, major histocompatibility complex, class II invariant chain a (gene cd74a). The annotation marks the transcript as partial. The record is from RefSeq and is a predicted model, not a curated record. Gene Ontology annotation, biological process: antigen processing and presentation; immune response; protein trimerization. Gene Ontology annotation, molecular function: MHC class II protein binding; macrophage migration inhibitory factor binding. Lineage: Eukaryota; Metazoa; Chordata; Actinopteri; Beloniformes; Belonidae. The transcript has 9 exons. Gene Ontology annotation, cellular component: membrane.